CCUAAGCCUAGGGUCUUGGCUCCUCAGGGUGCUGCGGCAGGAUGUCCGCCCCGGGAGGCGUCAACGGGAGCUCGGAGCCCGCGCCACCCCUGGCGCCCAACAUCACCGUGCCCCACCGCUGCCUGCUGCUGCUCUAUGAGGACAUCGGCACCUCCAGGGUCCGGUACUGGGACCUCCUGCUGCUCAUUCCCAACGUGCUCUUCUUCAUCUUCCUGCUCUGGAAACUUCCAUUUGCUCGGGCCAAGAUCCGCGUCACCUCCAGCCCCAUUUUUAUCACCUUCUACAUCCUGGUGUUCGUGGUGGCCCUGGUGGGCAUCGCCCGGGCCGUGGUGUCCAUGACCGUCAGCACCUCAGACCCUGCGACUGUUGCCGACAAGAUCCUGUGGGAGAUCACCCGCUUCUUCCUGCUGGCCAUAGAGCUGAGCGUGGUCAUCCUGGGUCUUGCGUUUGGCCACCUGGAGAGCAAGUCAAGUAUCAAGCGGGUGUUGGCCAUUACCAUCGUGCUGUCCCUGGCCUAUUCUGUCACCCAGGGGACCCUGGAGAUCCUGUACCCCGACUCCCACCUCUCCGCGGAGGACUUCAACAUCUACGGGCACGGGGGCCGCCAGUUCUGGCUCGUCAGUUCCUGCUUCUUCUUCCUGGUCUACUCCCUGGUCGUGGUCCUCCCCAAGACGCCGCUGAAGGAGCGCAUCUCCCUGCCCUCGCGGAGGAGCUUCUACGUGUACGCGGGCAUCCUGGCGCUUCUCAACCUGCUGCAGGGGCUGGGGAGCGCGCUGCUGUGCGCCGACGUCAUCGAGGGCCUCUGGUAGGCAGGGGCUCGGGAGGGGACACGGUUCUGCCCU
Messenger RNA from Marmota flaviventris (yellow-bellied marmot), 842 nucleotides. The record is from RefSeq and is a predicted model, not a curated record. NCBI's taxonomy places the organism in Eukaryota, Metazoa, Chordata, Mammalia, Rodentia, Sciuridae.